UUUUAACUUAAACACCACAUAAACCUAAUUGAACUACUCCCGACGCUACUCGACACCAUGGAUGACCUCUACGAUGAAUUCGGAAAUUUUAUUGGGGAGGAUGCCGAAGCAUCUGAAGAGGAAUCCGAGCGUGGAGUCGACUUGGACGCGUAUAUCGACGACAAUGUCCCCGAGGAGGCGCCAGAAGUCACAGGGCAGGAGUUAAUGGAAUUGGACGACGGCCCAUCAAAUGCGGUGAUAUUACACGAAGAUAAACAGUACUACCCGUCGGCGGAACAGGUCUAUGGUCCAGAUGUCGAGAUAUUAGUAGAAGAAGAGGAUGCGCAACCUCUCUCAGAACCUAUCGUCGCGCCUGUCGACGUGAAGAAGUUUUCUAUCGAAGAGGAAGACCUCCCCCCCGUCCACUUCGACCGCAACUUCAUGACCGAUCUCAUGAACUUUCCCGACCAAAUACGAAACAUAGCCUUAGCUGGAGACCUCCAUCAUGGCAAGACCGCAUUCAUGGACAUGCUGGUCCUCGAAACUCAUGACAUCACCGACAAAUUAGAAAAGCGACAAGGAAGAAAGAGAGAUGAGCAACUACGAUAUACAGACACACAUAUCGUGGAAAGGGAAAGAGGCGUUUCCGUAAAGGCGGCGCCGAUGAGCUUGGUGCUGCAAAGUACCAAGGGCAAGUCACACUUAUUUAACAUAAUAGAUACCCCCGGUCAUGUUAAUUUCGUCGACGAGGUCGCGGCGGGAUUGCGACUAGUGGAUGGCGUUGCGCUAGUAGUGGACGUAGUGGAAGGCGUCCAAGUCAACACGGAGCAGAUCAUCAAACACGCGGUCCUCGAAGAUAUCCCGAUGACGCUAAUAAUCAACAAGAUGGAUAGACUAAUACUGGAACUGAGACUCCCACCAAGCGAUGCUUACUUCAAGCUAAAGCAUGUUGUCGAAGAGGUGAACACUAUCAUCGAGAACACCCGCCCAGGCUCGGGAGAGCAACGGCGAUUAAGUCCGGAGAAGGGAAAUGUGCUAUUUGCAUGCAGUGAGAUGGGCUGGUGCUUUACGCUACAGUCAUUUGCGAAGAUGUACGCAGACGGCUUCGCAGGCGUGAAUAUGGAGGAAUUCGCAAAACGUCUCUGGGGUGAUAUCUACUUCAACCCAAGCAAGAGGACUUUCAGCAGGAAACCUCUGCCUGGCGAGAAAGGCGCUAAGAGAUCAUUCAUACACUUCGUUCUUGAGCCCAUCUACAAAGUCUUCUCUCACACCAUCAGUUCGAGCCCUGAAGACCUCAAAGAAGUUCUAGCAAAAUUAGGCAUAACGCUCAAGCCAUCACAAUACAAGACAGACGCAAAAGUGCUCCUGAAGCUAGUCUGUGAACAGUUCUUUGGUCCGUCGGCUGGUUUUGUCGAUAUGAUCGUUAAGAAUGUCCCGUCUCCAUUAGAGGCGGCCGAACACAAGUUGGAACAGUACUACACGGGCCCCUUAGACACCAAGGUCGCCGAGUCUAUGAAGAAGUGCGAUCAGGAUGGCCCCUUGGUGGUGCAUAUCACAAAACUCUUCAACUCUGCUGAUGCUAAGAGUUUCUACUCUUUCGGUCGAGUGAUGAGCGGUAUUGCUCGACCCGGGAUGCAAGUGAGGGUUCUCGGAGAAGGCUAUUCUAUCGACGACGAAGAGGAUAUGGCUAUGGCAACCAUCUCAGAUGUCUAUAUCGCUGAAACGCGAUAUAACGUCCAGACCAGUGGUGUCCCGGCCGGAAACUGGGUGUUGCUGAGCGGCGUCGAUAACUCGAUCGUGAAGUCGGCAACAAUAGUACCACCGAAGUUGGAAGAUGAUGAGGAAGCCUACAUCUUCAGACCAGUCACACAUUUCACCGAGUCGGUCUUGAAGGUAGCAGUCGAACCCAUCAACCCGUCGGAACUUCCAAAGAUGCUUGACGGCCUGAGGAAGAUCAACAAGAGCUACCCUCUAAUCACGACCAAGGUCGAGGAGUCAGGCGAGCACAUCAUCCUGGGCACAGGCGAACUCUACAUGGACUGCGUCCUUCACGACCUGCGACGACUGUAUGCAACGAUGGAGCUCAAGGUAUCGGAUCCCGUCACGCGCUUCUGCGAGACAGUUGACGAGAUGUCCGCUACCAAAUGUUACGCAAUUACCCCGAACAAGAAGAAUAAGAUUACUAUGGUCGCCGAGCCGCUCGACGACGGAAUCGCGGAAGAUAUCGAGAGCGGCCGUGUCAAGAUGCAGGACGGUGCCCGAAAAGUGGGAAAGUUCUUCCAGGACAAGUACGGAUGGGAUCUACUGGCGGCGAGGAGUAUUUGGGCAUUCGGGCCGGAUGAGAAAGGACCUAACAUAUUGCAGGACGACACACUUGAGGUAGAUAAGACGCUUCUGAGAAGCGUGCGAGAGACCAUUCGCCAAGGCUUCAGUUGGGCUACCAGAGAGGGACCUCUGUGCGAAGAACCGAUUCGCAAUACCAAGUUCCGCAUCAUGGACGUGUCACUAGCACAGGAGGCCAUAUUCAGAGGUGGCGGUCAGAUCAUCCCGACGGCGCGACGCACUUGCUACAGUUCGUUCUUAAUGGCGUCGCCAAGACUCAUGGAACCGCUAUACGCGUGUUCGAUGACUGGGCCGCAGGAUGCGGUCCCGGUGCUGUACAACGUGCUCGCGCGCCGUCGCGGACACGUGCUAGCUGACGGCCCUAUCGCCGGUACUCCACUAUACCGCGUCAAUGGACUGAUCCCCGUCGUCGACUCCUUCGGGUUCGAGACGGACGUAAGGAUCCAGACGCAGGGUCAGGCUAUGGUUAGUCUCGUCUUCGAUAAGUGGCAGAAGGUGCCCGGCGAUCCGCUCGAUAAAGAGGUCGUGCUACGUCCGCUGCAGCCCGCCGAUGCGCAGGCUACAGCGAGGGAUUUCGUGCUCAAGACGAGAAGGAGGAAGGGGUUGAGCGAGGAUGUUAGCGUUGCGAAGUUCCUUGAGCCGGAGUUCUAUCAGAGUUUGAUGGAGAGCGGGACUUUAGGGAGUCCGUGAAUGGGAGGGUUUUGUGUCUAGUAAGUUAGAGCUACGGUUGAAGGCUCCGUCUUAAAGGGAUGACAAUAUGGCAACGUUGGUAGAUUCGACUAUUGUACUAUACAAUCACAUAGCAGAGGUCGUUUCCAUCGACGGCAUAAAGAAAGGGCAGCCUCGUGCUAAAAUUUAGACGAUGGGCGUUAGGCUAUUACGGUUUACUAGUCUACAAGGGGGGAAGGUCGACGCCAAGGCUAUUCCUGGAAUAUAAAGAAAACGAACGUACCUACUUACUUACCUAGUUACUUACUUACUCACUCAGUACGCCGUU
Annulohypoxylon maeteangense is the source of this 3319-nucleotide messenger RNA. RefSeq names its product P-loop containing nucleoside triphosphate hydrolase protein. Gene Ontology annotation, molecular function: GTP binding; GTPase activity; U5 snRNA binding. The record is from RefSeq and is a predicted model, not a curated record. The coding region runs from base 58 to 3012 and encodes 984 amino acids. The transcript is spliced from 4 exons. Gene Ontology annotation, biological process: mRNA splicing, via spliceosome. Gene Ontology annotation, cellular component: U2-type catalytic step 2 spliceosome; U4/U6 x U5 tri-snRNP complex; cytosol. Lineage: Eukaryota; Fungi; Ascomycota; Sordariomycetes; Xylariales; Hypoxylaceae.